UCAUUAACCUUACGCACAUUAAAGAUAUGAAAAGUCCUCGAAAUACUAUUGUUGAAAUACAAAACGUUUGUAAAACACUUAAAUGUGAUGCAUACUUCAAAAUCAACUCUUUAUGGAAAAACUAUAAAAACAAAUGAACGUAGGCUAAAAUCAAACAGUAGUAGUUUGCAAUCGUAACAAUGGAAAGACUUAACAUUUGGCUGAUAUUUAGUUUAUCGUUAUUAGCUUCGUUGGCAGCAGCAGCACCCAGUUUGGGAGGACGCAUAGUUGGUGGCUAUGAAGCUGAUAUAAAGGAUAUACAAUUCCAAGUAUCAUUACAGACGUCGUAUCAUUUUUGUGGCGGCACCUUAAUAGCCAAACGUUAUGUUUUAACUGCCGCCCACUGUACUGAUGGCAGAUCUGCUACAAAUCCUGGUUUCAAUGUUCGUUUGGGCUCCAAAUAUUCCGCUAAGGAAGGUUUAGUGGUCAAGCCGAUUCAAAUCUAUCAACAUGAAAAAUAUAAUGCCAACACUAUUGAUUUUGAUUUUUCCAUUCUAAAACUGGAGGACUAUGAUGAGACUUCUUUGCCAUUUGAAAUUCAAUAUGCGAAAUUGCCCUCAAAGGACGGUCUUAAUGACGGUACAGUUUUAACUGUUUCAGGUUGGGGCAAUACACAAAAUCCCUCAGAAUCUCGUGAUGUUUUAAGAGCUGUCAAAGUUCCUAAAGUUAAAGAGGACGUAUGUGUGGAAGCUUAUAAGGGCUUUGGUAAAAUUACCGAUCAAAUGAUUUGUGCUGGCCGACCAGAAGGUGGUAAAGAUGCCUGCCAAGGUGAUUCCGGUGGACCGUUAUUUAAGAAAAAUGUUAUCUGGGGUGUGGUGUCGUGGGGAUAUGGCUGUGCUAAACCUAAUUAUCCAGGUGUAUAUUCUCGAGUAUCUUCGGUAUUGGAAUGGAUUAAAACAACCAUAGAGGAAUAGAUUGGAAAUGAACUACAUAAAUAAAACGGCUUGAUAUUCAAUAAUAAAUCAUUUAUA
Messenger RNA from Calliphora vicina (urban bluebottle blowfly), 1010 nucleotides. It is a transcript of the gene Try29F, whose product is annotated as Trypsin 29F. Gene Ontology annotation, molecular function: serine-type endopeptidase activity. Lineage: Eukaryota; Metazoa; Arthropoda; Insecta; Diptera; Calliphoridae. The coding region runs from base 180 to 953 and encodes 257 amino acids. The record is from RefSeq and is a predicted model, not a curated record. Gene Ontology annotation, biological process: proteolysis. The transcript has a single exon.